AUGUCAAUUGAUACAGGUGACACAGGUGUCAAGGAUCCGUUAUUUUUUGCUUUAGCUGGACUGCCCGAUUUCUCUCAGAUAAGCGACGAACCAUUUGAAGACGAUGACGAGGAGUUCAUUACAACCAGAAACAAAGAUCCAGAAUCCCAAGUAUUAGUGCCAAAAAUUCAUCCGUUAUCCGAAGCCGAAGAGCAGAAGUAUCGUCCACUGUUCAACAAAUUGGUGGAUGUCGACAAAGUGCAUAAAAAUCUCAGGAAACCGGACAAGACUGAAUCGACAGCCACUCUUCAGCGCAAGUCUUUGGCAGCAUUUCGAAGUGCACAUCAUGACUUUGCAACAGUUUGUCAAAGAUUCCACAUUCACUAUCACCUCACUGCAGUCAGCUGCGAUAUUGAUGACGGCUGGGAGCAAGCUUUUUCAACCAACAAGACGUUUUCAGAGUGGGCCAACAAGAAUUUGAAAUUUUCAACAAAGUUUAAGUUAUAUGUACAUGGGAAGGAAGUUGCUCAAGAGAUCGAGAAGAAGCCACCUCAACCUGUUGAUGCGCGCAGGGGAGAACUGACUAGGGAGCUCAACAGAUUGAUGGGCGAACAUAUGCCUGGUAAGGUUUUCCCAAAAUCUGAUGACCCAGCGAGUAUAAUUCGCGACAAAGGUUGGCCUAUCCGACUUGUACUGUCUCGACCAGCUAGUUCUCUGUUACCGGAAGAACUGGAAUCAGGCUUCCGCUGCUGUGAUGAUUCACAAAAGAAGAGAUGGCUAAGCGACAUCAAAGAAGGACACUUUUUUAUUGAAAAAAUUCCACCUUCUGAAUUACCACCAAAACAAAAGACUACGAAAAAAAACCCAGCAAACAAAAGAAAUCUCAAAUUGCUUCCCAAACCUCAGCGGCCUCUCCUACGAUCACUCAAGGCACUCAAAAUCAACCAAUCGGUGAUUCUGAUCAUACUCAAACAACCUUGGGUCAAAGCCACGCUCAAACAAAAGCUGUCAUCCAAAAAAUCGGCCAAGGAGACUCGUGUCAAUAGUGAAGAAGAAGAAGAAUCUACGGAAGGGUCCGAAGAAGAGGAAGAAGAUCCAACCCAUGACUUAUCAGAUUCUGAGCCUGAAUCCGACUCCGAUGCUUGA
Molecule: messenger RNA, 1125 nt
Organism: Melampsora larici-populina 98AG31
Lineage: Eukaryota; Fungi; Basidiomycota; Pucciniomycetes; Pucciniales; Melampsoraceae
Exons: 4
Coding region: 1-1125 (374 amino acids)
Source: RefSeq, a predicted model, not a curated record